CUUUACAGUCCAUGUGUGUGUCAUAAUGCGUGUGUCACUUAUGGGAUUAAUAUUUUUAUAUGACAUGAAUAAAGACAGGUUAUUGACACUUUUCUACUAUUACGUGGAGGACUUUUAUUUUUAAAAUGUUCGGAAUUCGUGACCCGGAAGUGCUGUUUUAGUGUUGCUGAUGAGACGCUGAUAUUAUUCUCUUGACACGUAGCUAAGUUGGCGGAGUCCAGAGUUGAAUUGUUCAACGUUGCAGACGGUCAGAAAUGUCAGGGUUUGACAACCUCAACACAGAUUUCUACCAGUCCAGCUACAGUGUAGAUGACCAAGGGCAACCUGCUGGAUAUGGCUACAGUAACACAGAAGAUCCCUACAAACAGGGUCAAUAUGGUCAGUAUGACUACUCCCAGCCAAUGGGAUACGCAGCCCCAGGGAUGAUGCAACCUCAGCAGCCCUACACCGGCCAGAUCUACCAGCCCACACCGGCCUUCACACCUUCCCCCACACAGUCCAUGUACGGCAGCAGCUUUGACGACGAGCCCCCGCUGCUGGAGGAAUUGGGCAUAAACUUUGACCACAUCUGGCAGAAGACCCUGACAGUGCUCCACCCCAUGAAGGCAGCAGACGGUAACAUUAUGAACGAGACGGACCUGGCUGGACCCAUGGUGUUCUGUCUGGCCUUCGGAGCCACCUUACUUCUAACAGGAAAGAUCCAGUUUGGCUAUGUGUACGGCAUCAGUGCCAUCGGCUGCCUGGGGAUGUACUGCCUCCUCAACUUAAUGAGCAUGACCGGCGUGUCGUUUGGCUGUGUCGCCAGCGUACUGGGCUACUGCCUGCUACCCAUGAUCCUCCUUGCCAGCUUCGGAGUCAUCUUGUCUUUACAAGGCAUGUUUGGAAUAAUCAUCGCAGCCACGAUAAUUGGCUGGUGCAGUUUCUCUGCUUCCAAGAUCUUCAUCUCGGCCCUGGCGAUGGAUGGACAGCAGCUUCUAGUGGCGUACCCCUGUGCCCUCCUCUACGGGGUCUUCGCCCUUAUCUCUGUCUUCUAAAUGGUGUGUCUGUCUACACCAGGGUUCCCCGAACUCGGUCCUGGGGCUCUAGUGCACAGUUCCUAUUUUUGCCCUAGUACUACAUAGAUGUUUUGAAUAACCAACUCUUCAAGCUUUGAUUAUUUGAGUCAGUUGUGUAGUGCUAAGUCCAAAACAAAAAUGUGUACCCAGCUGGGGGGGGACCAGGACAGAGUUGGGGAAAUCCUGGUCUAGAACAGUGUUUUCCAACUCCUCUUCUCCUGUACCUUCAACAGUAUACAUUCUUCCUGUAGCCCUGGACAAGCACACCUGAUUCAACUUGUCAACUAAUCAAGCCCACAUUGAGUUGAAUCAGGUCAGUUUGUCUGGGGCUACAACAAAUAAAUGUAUGGUAUUGGAGGACUGGCGUUGGGAAACACUGGUCUGUGCUGCACCCCCAUCGCAGUGGUGUGGCCAGCUACCCUGUCUGUUGCAUUCCAUUUUUACACCCGCCUACAGGGGUCCGCGCAAAAGUAUAAAUUCCAAACCCCUUUUAUUCAGGACUAAGGACCCAUCCACCGACCACCACAGAAUCUUCUAUUUCAUGUAAAACUUCUUUAUUCUGUAUGUUUGUUUCUUAGAUUUAUUUGAGCCUUGAGGCCUUCAGAAAAUGGUUUGCACAAGUAUUUACAAUUGUAUUCAACUGAAGCAGGAGAGUUGAAAUAGAGCAGUUAGUUAAUUCUGUCUUCUAUAUCAACGGCCCUCUCAUGCAUACAUGCACAUCUGGGUACUCUGAGGUCAACUUGCAACUCAGAAGAGACAUGUCUUACAAAGCUGAAAUCGUUUUAAAUUGCUGAAACACCAAAGCUCUGUGCCCUUCCCCGCUAUAUUUCCCAGCCCUCUCAGGUUGGCCCCAGCACAUGGCCUAACAGAGAGCCUCCUUAGCUAACUGCAUGUGGUCAUGGGUGUGUUAGUUAUGCAGCUUGUGUGAUUGUAAACUUUGGUCAGUUAGUGCCUGCGUAAUAACAUCUGCACACAUGCAGACUCACAGAAUUUAUGUCAACAACAAAAAAAGAAUAGAGAUGUUGGUUUUUCAUUUUCUCUAUUGACCAGUGGGAAUCAGCUAAUGUGCGCCUCAUCACCUAGUUUUUGUUCAUAUUUACCGGCACGUUUAUUUUUAUUGUAAAAUGAUAGUUUGUUGAUCACAUUAAAGCUGAAAUAUUUAACUUUUGGGCGACCCGACCAAAUUCACAUAGAAAUGUGAGUUAUAGCUCUGUCAUUCUCAUUUAAAAGCAAGUCUAACAAGCGGUAGAUGUGUUCUUUGUACUCUAUUUCUAUGAUUUCCUUAAGUUUAAUUUUUGCAUAUUUUACUUUCGAUUUUGUACACCAGCUGAAAAUAUAAUAGUUUUGGUUAUGAUUAUCUACACUAUACUUGCUUGUAUAACUGAAAUUAGGAGAACUAUUAGUAACCAGGAAAUGGCGGCAUGAUUUCUGCGUAGUGCAUCUUUAACUGCACUGUGUAAUGGUAUUGUACUACAGGUUGUCAAACCACACACAAAGUAGCUCACAGAUCCUGAGUUUUGUCUCCUACACCUUAACUUAAAUCAUCCUUUUCAUGCAGUUUACAUUUGAUCAGUUUUCUAUUGUUUUCAACCUGUAGGUCAGGGCUCUCCCAACCCUGUUCCUGGAGAGCUACUGUCCUGUAGGUUUUCACUCCAACCCUAUUCCUGGAGAGCUACAGUCCUGUAGGUUUUCACUCCAACCCUGUUCCUGGAGAGCUACAGUCCUGUAGGUUUUAACUUCAACCCUAAUCUAGCACACCUGAUUGUAAUAGUUAGCUGGUUGAUAAACUGAACCAGGUUAGUUACAACUGGGGGUUGGAGUGACGAUCUCCAAGAGGGUAGUUCUCCAGGAACAGGGUUGGAGACCCCCCUGCUGUAGGCUAUGCGUUGAGUUUUAUUUGGCUUCAGGUUGAAAGUUUCAGUCUUUUGCCAUUCACUUUGUUUGGACUGAUAUUAAAAUGUGGCUUUGGAAUUUUGGUUUCACACACAGGUGUCAUCUGAGAGGCUGUUAAUGAGCACAGAGUUUUAAGGUCAUUGGUUUUUUUCUUUCUUGCUUUUCCUAUAGAUUUGUUUUUGUGCUAAACCUGAGCUCCUCAAAUGGAUGCCUUUAUAUAUUUUUGCCCUGUAAUGCGGGAAUGAAAAUGGAGUGCUUUUCUAUUUCAACAAAUGUUAAGGGGAUACUGCAUUUCAAACAACCCAGAGUAAAUACAGUAAGUAGCCUUUCACAAGCUAGCUGGAACGGCUCAUAGAAGCAGAUCUCCUGAGGUAGCUUGACGUACAAGUAUACCCCCUGGACAGGAUGCUAGUCUAUUGUAGGGCCUUACCCAAAAUCUAUCUCCUUAAUGCUGAGUGCCAGGCAGCGACGCAUCGUGUCCCAUUAGUCUCUUUGUAUGAUGCGGCCGGGGAUCAAACUCCCAACCUUUCAAUCUCAGGGCGGACACAAGGCCACUGAGCAAUUACAGUGCUGCUCUUAUAUGGCCACGUAUUUAUAUACUGUAUCAUUUGUUUUGUACAUCAAAGUCAAUGUUGUGCUUUUGUCAUGUGGAAAUUCUUGAUGGAUGGGCGUCGUGCUUGGGUGGUUUUAUCGGCCACUAUCUAAAUAAAAUAUCUGUCAUGUCA
Messenger RNA from Salmo salar (Atlantic salmon), 3673 nucleotides. Its product is annotated as protein YIPF5. The record is from RefSeq and is a predicted model, not a curated record. Gene Ontology annotation, cellular component: trans-Golgi network; membrane. Gene Ontology annotation, biological process: regulation of ER to Golgi vesicle-mediated transport; vesicle fusion with Golgi apparatus; endoplasmic reticulum to Golgi vesicle-mediated transport. Lineage: Eukaryota; Metazoa; Chordata; Actinopteri; Salmoniformes; Salmonidae.